UCACACUAGUGCAUGAUCACGACGAUCAUCUAUCUGAUUUCGGUUUGCUCGAUGUACUGGCAGACAGCAAGAGCAGCUGGUCACGACUGAAUUAUCUAACCAGUCUGUCAAAUAGAUCAAACAUUAUAAUCCGGAUGAGAUCGCGAUCGGUUCCGAUGUGCAGCAGAGUGUAAAGAAAGUUACAAACCUUGUCUGAUUGUGCGGGACUGCGGCAGUAACAGUAGCGAUCGUUCGAGUGUGCAGCUUCCCACUGGAAGUCCUCUAAUCGGCAGGGCACCACCAGAAUGUCUUCGCAAACGCCAACUAGCAAAUUUACCAACGUUGUUGGCUGGACUAACCGACGCAGCCCGAUUCUUCAUCUUACCACAACGCAGGAUGUAAUCAAUCAGGGAAAGUGUCUCUGUGGCGAAUAUAUCCGCGCUCGUCUGAAGCGAGCUGGUCUGCUGAACCGCAAAAUAUUGCAACGCCUGCGAAGCAUAAUAGAAGUUCCUAACUGUGUGGUAGUCCGGGAAACUAUUCCCGUCCUCAACGGGAUGGGUGAGGAAUUGGAAAGGAUGCAUCCGCGAUUGUACAGCAACGUAACUAGACAAAUUUCACUCGAGCCGUGGGGCGAACUGACCGAGCCUGAUUCAGUUUGCUACCUGUUGCAUGUUGUGGCAAAGGAUCUCUUCAAGUCGGAAAUCACCUGGGGAAAGGUAAUCUCCCUGUUCGCCAUCGCCGGUGGAUUGGCAGUCGAUUGUGUACGCCAGGAACAUUACGAUUACUUGCAGCAGUUGAUCGAUGGCACAACCGAUGUAAUCGAGGAAGACCUCAGUGCGUGGCUAGUCGAGAAAGGUGGUUGGUUAGGCCUGCAGGAUCACGUUCAUCCUCCGGAAACCGAAAUAACAUUCCUCGGUUGGAUGACGAUAACCAUCUCGACGCUCAUCGUGAUCUACUUAAUAUCGGUUUUACUUAAACACCUUGGUUCAAACUAUUUGUCGAAAUAUUAAUGUAGCAACGAAUGUGUCCAUUUUUUUAAUGCUUUAGUAUGUGUUUGUAAUAGCAAGUAUGAUUGUGAUUUGUAAUAUUACCAGCUUAUCAAUAAUUACCGCAACGCAAGCAGCAGCACAUAUCAGCAUCGUACUCGAUGUUUAUACAAUAAUAAUCAUAGCGCAGUUUAACUGUUAGAAAAUUCACCGAAAAGGGAUAUGGCAAUAAAUAAUGUACGGAUAGUUUUUCGUUUGUUGGCUAGUUGGUACGAUGAUGUUGAUGUUGAAUUUUUAGGGUGCUCUGUAGGCAAUUUUACUACUGUUGAGUUCGCGUCUGCGUCUUAAAUUUAAAUUACUCAUAUAAAACGUUCCAUCUUCACAAAAACCAUAAGUGAUACUAAUGCUCAAUUUGUCGAAUAGCUAACCACAACAUUCUCACUUGUUUCUUGAUAUUUGAUAUGGUCGUGAAUAAAGAAUCUAAUAUAACGAAGCGCAACGGAUAA
Messenger RNA from Wyeomyia smithii (pitcher-plant mosquito), 1471 nucleotides. Its product is annotated as bcl-2-related ovarian killer protein-like. Gene Ontology annotation, biological process: intrinsic apoptotic signaling pathway in response to DNA damage; extrinsic apoptotic signaling pathway in absence of ligand; regulation of apoptotic process. Gene Ontology annotation, molecular function: protein homodimerization activity; protein heterodimerization activity. The record is from RefSeq and is a predicted model, not a curated record. The transcript is spliced from 2 exons. NCBI's taxonomy places the organism in Eukaryota, Metazoa, Arthropoda, Insecta, Diptera, Culicidae. The coding region runs from base 285 to 989 and encodes 234 amino acids. Gene Ontology annotation, cellular component: mitochondrial outer membrane.